This is a messenger RNA of Metschnikowia bicuspidata var. bicuspidata NRRL YB-4993, 2960 nucleotides long. It is a transcript of the gene ERB1, whose product is annotated as Erb1p. The transcript has a single exon. Gene Ontology annotation, cellular component: PeBoW complex; preribosome, large subunit precursor. The record is from RefSeq and is a predicted model, not a curated record. Gene Ontology annotation, molecular function: protein binding; ribonucleoprotein complex binding. NCBI's taxonomy places the organism in Eukaryota, Fungi, Ascomycota, Pichiomycetes, Serinales, Metschnikowiaceae. Bases 115 to 2601 code for a protein of 828 amino acids. Gene Ontology annotation, biological process: ribosome biogenesis; maturation of LSU-rRNA from tricistronic rRNA transcript (SSU-rRNA, 5.8S rRNA, LSU-rRNA).
AACCCGGGUCUUCAGUCUCAUCGCUGGCAGCGCGCCCGCCUGCAGUGCGCACCGGGAAGCGAUGCUCAUUACAGAUUUUUCCAUCUGCUCCGCUUUCCCCAGCACCACAACGUCAUGGCGAAACUAGGCAAAAGCGACGCUGCGUUGAAAAACACACAGUCCGGGCUGAACAAGAGGAAGCCCGAGGCCGAUGCGGACGUGCCCGUGGACAUGCCCGCGGACGAGUUCGAGGUUUCGGGCAUGCUCGAUCUUGGGGACGAUGACGACGAAGAUGGCGAUGACGGAAACGACGAUGAAAACAAAAAGGACGAAAACAACGAAAACGACGAAAACGACAAUGACGACGAUGACGACGAAAACAGCGAAGAUAACGGCGAGGAAGAAAACGACGACGACGACGACGACGACGACGACGAGGCCGAGUUGAACCGGCUUCUCGCCGCCGAGGAGGCGGCGGGCCUGGCGGACGAGUCGGACUCCGACGCCGGCUCCGAGCCCGCGUCCAUCAACGACAGGCUCAGCGGCAUGGCGCUCUCCACGCUCGACGACGGCCAUGACAACGGCGUGCUCUCCAAGUACUCGGACGGGCGGCCGCGGGUCCUCCGGCCCGAGAUCGAGCCCGUCUACGACUCGGACGACUCGGACGCGGAGAACUUCAACACCAUCGGCAACGUGCCGCUCUCCGCCUACGAGGAGAUGCCGCACGUCGGCUACGACAUCAACGGCAAGCGCAUCAUGCGCCCCGCCAAGGGCAGCGCGUUGGACCAGUUGUUGGAGCAGAUCGAGUUGCCCGAGGGCUGGACCGGGCUCUUGGACCAGAACACCGGCGAGGCGCUCAAGCUCUCGGCCGGCGAGUUGGAGUUGAUCCGCAAGAUCCAGAACAACGAGAACACGGCCGAGGCCAUCGACCCCUACGAGCCCACCAUCGAGUGGUUCACGGCCAAGCCCGAGGUCAUGCCGCUCAGCGCCGCGCCCGAGCCCAAGCGCCGCUUCGCGCCGUCCAAGCACGAGGCCAAGCGCGUCAUGAAGAUCGUGCGCGCCAUCCGCGAGGGCAAGAUCAUCCCGCCCAGCCAGGUGCAGCGGCUCCAGCACGACGAGCGCCAGAACGUCGACUUGUGGGAGCACGACGACGCGGCCGCGGACCACGUGAUGGCCCUCCGGGCGCCCAAGGUGGCGCCGCCCACCCACGACGAGUCCUACAACCCGCCCGCCGAAUACUUGUUCGACGACGCCGAGAAGCAGCAGUGGGAGGCCGCCGCGCCCGCGGACCGCGGCUCCACAUUCGUGCCGCAGCAGUACCUGGCCUUGCGCAAGGUGCCCGCGUACCCCGACGCCGUGCGCGAGCGCUUCGAGCGCUGCUUGGACUUGUACUUGGCGCCGCGCGUGCGCCACCACAAGUUGGACAUCGACCCGGAGUCCUUGAUCCCCGACUUGCCGUCGCCCAAGGACUUGCGCCCGUUCCCCGUCCGCUGCUCCACGGUGUUCGCCGGCCACGCGGGCCGCAUCAGAACGCUCUCCGUGGACCCGCUGGGCGUGUGGUUGGCCACGGGCUCGGACGACGGCCUGGUGCGCUUCUGGGAGGUGCUCUCGGGCAGACAGGUGCACAAGAUCCAGGCCAUCGACCCCGCGGAGAACCCGGAGGACCGCAUCGACGCGUUGGAGUGGCACCCCGACGCGGCCGUGCCGCUCCUCGCCGUGGCCGCGGCCGAGCGCGUGUUGCUCGUGGUGCCGCCCGUGUUCGGCUUCGACAUCGAGAACAACGCCCGCGUGAAGGUCGAGGCCGGCUGGGGGUACGCCACCUUCGGCGCCAAGCGCAAGGACACGGACAUCAACGUCAACUCGGACGACGACGACGCGGGCACGGGCGCGGAGCCGGCGCGGGCCGACGCCGCCGCCUGGUACCCGCCCAGCGCCGGCCAAGCGCAGGACGGCAUUGCGGCCGUGGUCGAGUGCAAGAAGGCCGUGAAGAAGCUCUCGUGGCACCGCAAGGGCGACUACUUCGUGACCGUGUCGCCCGAGGCCAAGAACACGGCCGUGCUCAUCCACCAGUUGUCCAAGCACUUGUCGCAGUCGCCGUUCCGCAAGGCCAAGGGCGUGAUCGUGGACGCGCGGUUCCACCCGACCAAGCCGCACCUCUUUGUCAGCUCGCAGCGGGCCGUGCGCAUAUACGACUUGGCUCAGCAGGUUUUGGUCAAGAAGUUGCAGCCGGGCGCCCGCAUGUUGUCCGGCAUCGACAUCCACCCGCGCGGCGACCACCUCUUGGCCUCGUCGUAUGACAAGCGCGUGUUGUGGCACGACUUGGACUUGAGCGCCACGCCCUACAAGACCUUGCGGUACCACGAGCGGGCCGUGCGGGCCGUCAAGUUCCACAAGGGCAGGUUGCCGCUCUUUGCCUCCGCGUCCGACGACGGCUCCAUCCACGUGUUCCACGGCGCCGUGUACGACGACUUCAUGACCAACCCGUUGCUCGUGCCCUUGAAGAAGUUGACGGGCCACAGCGUGGUGGCCAGCAUCGGCGUGUUGGACUUGGCCUGGCACCCGAAGGAGGCCUGGUUGUUCAGUGCCGGCGCCGACGGCACCGCGCGCCUCUGGACCACCUGAGUGUGUAUUGUAAAUUAGACUUCUCCUCUCCUGCCUGCCCCGUUGUAGGUGCAGCUCACCAACUGCAGCCCCUCGUAGCGGGACACCCACCGCGCGUGCGGCCCGGCGCCGAACAAGUCCACCAACAUCCUCUGCACGUUGUCCACCACCCCGCUGUUGUCCUCGUGCAAGACCCACUCCAUGGCCUUCCAGUCCAAUAUGCCCUCGUGGCAGUGGCGCCGCGGCGUCGGGUACUGCUGCAUCUCCUCCUCCAGCACCUCGGCCGUGAAGACGUGGACCCCUCCGCACUCCUUGCCGUCACGCACCCAGCGCAUCACCCCGCGGUCCUCAUACUGGGGCAACAUGAGGCCCGUUUCCUC